AGAAAUGCAGGCAUAACCAUGGCAUUUAGGGAGGCCAGGACCGUAGUGAGAGCACUGGGGUGAAAACAGAGAUUUCAUUCAGUAGUCGCCGCCCUAGUUCACGCAACCUAGCCCGGCACCAUGGGAGCCUAUCUAUCGUCGCCUAUUACUGAUAAGGAAGUGUUUGAGGGAGAUGGGCAUGGCCUACGCUUCGGGGGCGGCGCUAUGCAGGGUUGGCGCCGCACCAUGGAGGAUGCGCACGUCGCCGAGGUCAACGUCGCAAACGACCCCAACGUGGCCAUGUUUGGCGUGUUUGACGGUCACGGAGGAGCAGAGGUAGCAAAGUUCUGCCAGAAGUAUAUGGCCGCGGAGCUGCAGCGGUUUGAGGAGUUUGGCAAGGGCAGCGUAGAGGACAGCCUCGUCAAGGUCUUCCACCGAAUGGACGAGAUGCUUCGCGACCAGCGGUACGCGGAGGAGCUGGAAAAGCUCAAGUCGAAAGAGUCCAACGAGGACGAGGGGGAGGGCGAGGGGGGUGGCGUUUCCACGACGGACGCGCUCGACCUGCUGCGCCGCGUCUUUCAGCUGAAGCGGUUUGUCGGUGGAAACAGCAACAGCAUGGGCGAGGGCGGCAGCUCGGAGGAGCCCGCCGAGAGCCCGGAGGAGGAGCUAGUGCAGGCAGGCUGCACAGCCGUUGUCGCGGUCAAGUUCGGCAACGAGCUUUUUGUGGCGAACGCUGGCGACAGCCGCGGCGUGCUCUGCCGGGCUGGCAAGGCCGUGGCUCUCAGCGAGGACCAUAAGCCUGCUCAGGAGGGCGAGCGCUCGCGCAUCAUAGCUGCCGGCGGCUUUCUCUCGGAGAUCGGCGGUGUUUGUCGCGUUAAUGGCAACCUCAACCUCAGCCGCGCCAUCGGUGACCUCAAGUAUAAAACCAACAACGAGCUGCCGCCCUCGGACCAGAUUAUCACAGCUCAGCCAGACAUCCGCAAAAUCGCGCUCAGCCCAGAGGACCGCUUCUUCCUUCUGGCCUGCGACGGCGUCUGGGACGUCAUGUCCAACCAGGACGCGGUGGAUUUCGUGUCUGCGCGGCUAGACCAGGGCAUGACGCCCAGUCAAGCCUCGUGCGCGCUGCUGGACGCCUGCCUGGCCAGCGACCCCAAGGAGGCUCGCGGCGUCGGCUGCGACAACAUGACCGUGGUGGUCGUGCAGCUCAACAGCCCCAGCAGCAGCUAAGCAGGCGGCGGUGGGCUAGCGGCGCUGGUGUUCGGCGGGGGUUAUGCCACACGCUCCUGACUGAGGCGCGGCGCUGGCUGUGUGUGCGCGGCCUGAUGUUUGACCCGCACAGCGGCGGUGGGCAGUGUAACGGCUUCGGUUUCGGCUGCUUGCAUCUCUCAGGGGCAACGCGCUGUGAUCCGGGGCACCAUAGGCAGGCAGGUUUUGCGGAGCAGGCGUCGGGGCACCCGCAAGCGCUGCGGGGUGUGGUGGCAGCGCAUCGCCGAGGGCGCAUGGGUGUGUGCAGUAGCAUGGAUAAGCCGAGUUGGAUUGCGCAGAGCAUGCGGCCACGAACACACAUGGACAUGCAACUGCAAUGUGCUGACGGCGUGACGUGGUAUGGGCGAGGGCGCAUGUAAGGCUGAAUGGGUUGCUUAUGUCCAAGCCGCAUUUACGUGCUGCUGUGCUCUUGCGCACAGCCGGCAAGCUCCCUGGCUCAUGGAUUAGCAGAGCAGGCUAGCCAGGCUUUCGCCUGCUGCCAUUUUUGUCGUGGUAGUGGAUGCCGGGCCUGAGGCACUGGCGGCUGGGUGGCCAGCCUGCGGACAUGCACCGUACGAGCCGGGUGCACGCCCGCGGGAGGCGGAAUGCUCCGAACUUGCUGGUAACUGGGGUGUCGUGGUAGCGGCGGAGGGUGGUUAUUGUAAACGACCGCCGGACAUGCACAGGGCGGCACCGUAUGGGUUUUGGCGUGUGUGUGAUGAUGGCAUCCUAGGUAGGUAAGUGCUGGGUGUUGCGAUUAGAAGAUGGUAAACACAGCGAGCGGCAGGGAAGCCAGUCGUGUAGUGAAUGAGGUGGGGUGGGGUGCAUGUGGUGAGCACGCACAAACGGUGCCGGCAUGUGUAACGGAAGAAGUGCUGCGAAAUGGAAUUGCUGUGUGCCGCAACGGGGUAUGGGCGCCAUGGCGGCGAUAUGCGCAGUGAGCCGGCGACCGGGGCUGGGGUGUUGCACCAGAACUGCAAAUGCAUGCGAGUGCGAAAUGCCAGCAGUGCCAGUCAGGAUGGGUUGUGCAUGCACAGUUACCGUAUCCGGCAGUGCAUGGGCACCAAUGCAGUCGGCGUGCAAAUCUGCAGCUCGGAUCCGGGAUCCCCAUGACCAGAGACGUAUGCGGUUGCAACGGCAGGAGCAGGCACCGCGGCAGCGUGCGUGUAAUGCGAAUGCGCA
Chlamydomonas reinhardtii is the source of this 2406-nucleotide messenger RNA. RefSeq lists its product as uncharacterized. The record is from RefSeq and is a predicted model, not a curated record. Gene Ontology annotation, biological process: protein dephosphorylation. The coding region runs from base 121 to 1206 and encodes 361 amino acids. Gene Ontology annotation, molecular function: cation binding; protein serine/threonine phosphatase activity. The transcript has 2 exons. Lineage: Eukaryota; Viridiplantae; Chlorophyta; Chlorophyceae; Chlamydomonadales; Chlamydomonadaceae.